This is a messenger RNA of Limulus polyphemus (Atlantic horseshoe crab), 5723 nucleotides long. Its product is annotated as cytoplasmic protein NCK1-like. Bases 204 to 1496 code for a protein of 430 amino acids. Gene Ontology annotation, molecular function: protein binding. Lineage: Eukaryota; Metazoa; Arthropoda; Merostomata; Xiphosura; Limulidae. The transcript is spliced from 3 exons. The record is from RefSeq and is a predicted model, not a curated record.
CUUCGUUGGUUGUUAUUUUGUAGGCUUAGUUACGUCUAAUGUGUAAAUGUAUAGGUAGCUUUGUUUUCUCAUUUAUUUACACAAUUUCUGUAUAAUGUACUGUUAAGAAACAUUUUGGUUGAAAAGGUUUUUGGCCUUUUCAUCAAACAGUUUUAUUUUGGAAUGAAACUAAUUAAGAAAUAUAAAACAGUGACUUAGCGACGAUGUCCAAUCCAAAAAUGGGUAAAAGUGGAGAGGAUGUUUAUGUGAUAGCAAAAUAUGAUUACCAAGCCCAGGCUAGCCAGGAACUUGACAUUCGAAAAAGUGAGAGGCUUCUUUUAUUAGAUGAUAGCAAACACUGGUGGAAAGUGUCUAAUUCAAAAAACCAAUCUGGGUUUGUUCCUUCAAACUUUGUAAAGCGUGAAAAACCUUCAAUAUUUGAUAGUUUUCGUAGAAAGGUCAAGAAACUAAACGAGUCAAAAAUGUCUCCAGCUGCUGUACCUAUUAUAAAUAGUGAUAUUGACAUCAGUACAUCUACCCCUAACAACACUUUCCUUAAGAAUAAAGCUAUGGUGACCACUACAGCAUUAGCAAAAUACAAUUAUACAGCCCAACAGUCAGAUGAAAUUUCCUUGGUGAAAGGAACACGGGUUGUUGUUAUGGAGAAAUCAAGCGAUGGGUGGUGGAAAGGUGAGUAUGAUGGUAACAUUGGAUGGUUUCCUUCCAACUAUGUUCUGGAGGAACAUGAUGAUCUGAAUGAUAUUAGUCACAAUUAUACUCCUACAAGCUCAACCACUGGAACUUUAAAAGAUUCUGAAUGUUUGGAUGUAGUCCUGGCUUUGUAUUCAUACUCUGCACAAAAUGAAGAAGAACUUUCAUUUCAUAAAGGAGACCAUCUUGAAGUAAUUGAUCGACCUGCAAAUGAUCCAGGUUGGUGGAAAGCUCGUAACCAAACAGGGGAAGCUGGAUUAGUUCCCAAGAACUACGUUAAAGUAAUUACACUGAGACAAGGUAGUGAAACUUUAGAAUCUAAGGGUUUUUCAUCUUCACUUGGUACAGCAAUUGGUGGUUCUGCAGUUGUAGAUAUAGAUUUAAGUGGUAUUCAGACUGAAAUAUCCAACAUGGAUGUAACGUCUUCAGAAGGAUCACCAAUAGUACCAGCUAAGAACAGAGGUUCUCUUCCAGUUCCUGUCUUAAGGCAAGAUCUGCUAGCUAAACCAUGGUAUGUUGGGAAUGUCACAAGAAGUCAGUGUGAUAAUAUGCUUAAUGAAUAUGGACAGGAUGGAGAUUUCUUAGUUCGAGAAAGUGAAACAAAUAUUGGAGAUUUCUCUGUGUCACUGAAAGCACCAAACAGGAACAAACACUUCAGAGUUCACGUUGAAGAAGGAAUUUACUGUAUUGGCCAACGCACUUUUAUGUCUUUGGAUGAUCUUGUUGAACAUUAUAAGAGAGCUCCUAUAUACACUAGCCCUCACGGAGAUAAAUUAUAUUUGGUCAAACCACUGGAAAAACCUUAAAAAAUAAUAUAAAAGCAUAAAUUUAUCAUCUACCUUAUCAGUGUACAUCUAUUUGGCAUGUGAUGUUAUACCACAUGUUCCAUGGGCUGCACUGUAGAUUGCCAUGUACAAGAGAAAAUUAUAGAUUACAAACUAAGUAAAACUGUUGAACUUGUUAAAUGGAAGUUAAUCAUAUAUGCUCUUCAUUCUGAAGUCUUUAUUCUUUUCAACAUCAGGUUUGAUUAAUUGCAUUAGAUAGGUAUCUGUUUCAACAAAGCUAUCUAAUGAUGUGUUUGGUUUACCAAGAAGUGAUAGUUUCCAGUAGCUUUAGUGAGAUGCUUAUAAUAUUGUGUAAGGUUGCAGCUACUUUCUCAUGUAAAUAGUAGUAACAGAACUCAAUGUAAAGUCCACACUGAAUCUUUUCUUUUAGGAAAAAAUAAAACAAGUUAAAGAAUUCAGUGUGAUGAAGCUUAUGAAUUUAGCUUUUUUGGCUAACUCAGGUGUAGAAAAAGCAUAAUUUUUUAAAAUUGAUUUUAAAGAAUUUAGAGAAUUAGUUAUAUUGGGCUUGCUUAUAAAAGCUUUUCAUGCAUUAUUGGAUUUUUAUAUAAAGUUAGCCUAUAGUGACUGGGCUAAUGGGCUUUCAUGGUUAUUUUAUUAAAACCAUCUGUUCUGGCUUGUGCUAGAGUGCUUCAUUGAUAAAAUUAGCUUAGAAACAUUAGAUUUACAUAGUUACUGUUCACUAUACAGGUUUUUACAAUACUUCCAUUAUAUCCCGAAUACUGUAAAUGUACAAGAUGAUGGUAUAGUGUAAUUAAUUAUAUAUAUAUUACAUUUUUUGUGAUUUUUUUUUGUUCCGUGUAGAUAAAUCCAAGUGAUUAUGAGAAAAGUGGACAAACAAUAGUACAUGUAUGUGUAAAUGUGUUAAGACUCCUAUCUUUUAUAGGGUCUGAUACAGGAUUUUCAUACUGAGUCCUGGAUUUCUUCCAGUUAGGGUAAUCAAACCCAUUACCUUUAAAGUGGGAAAACUCUUAUAAACAGUUUAUUGGAGACAGUAAUAGAUAUUGCUGCUUCAUCUACUUUUUAAUGUUAAUAUUAAACUUAUGUUGUAGAAAUUUCAUUAUUGUUAUUCCAUUAGAAAGUAUUAAAUAUGUAUACUGUUCGGUGAAAGAGAAUUUCCUAUUGUGAAUCAGAAUAUGUUUUGAAGUACCAUGUAUUUCUUUCUGAAUUUUGAAAUCCAUGGCUCCAUUUUUUUUAUAAUUUAAUAUUUGGAACAGAACUAGUAAACAUGCAAUAAGAUAAACUAAUAGAACAUAUUAAAAGUGUGGCAUUUAGUUUUAUUUAAAUGGCUUAUGAUGUAUUGUGAAUCAUGACAUUCUGAAUGUCGUAAGUCAUUAGAUUCAGUUUUGGCCAAACUUGUGUAUAAUUUUAUUAACGAUUGUUAUACUGAGUUCUUACAAUUUGGCAUGCAUAUAGUUUAAUUGUGUUAAUCUAAUAGAUCUGAAGAAUGUUAAAAGUUUAAAAUUCAUGGUAAAUUGCUGUGUUAUUGUGUCAUCUGGUAACUAAAAAGGGGUGAGAAUAAAGUAAUGAUAAUAUUUCUUGAUAACUUAUAUUUAAAAAUUGUAGUGUGAUGUCAUUUGUUAGAUACAGGUUUCUAUAAUUUUGUCCACCUAUACAAUCUCUGUUAAAAUUGGUAAAACAUAAUUAGCUUGAUUUCAAAUAUUAUAUUUGUCCUUGUCAUGAUGUAAACUAGUUUUUUAAAACAGAAUCAGAUUCAUCGAUUUAAAUUUCUUUUUGUAAUAUCCUACUGAAAUAUCAUAAUACAGAUUGACUCGUAGGUUUGGUUCACUUACUUGCAAUAGUCUGUAGCAGUUUCAGACAGCAAGUGUCGCUGCAUUUGAUUUUACUUACUUUAUAAAUUUUUCUUUAACUUCUCCUAAAAUGUUUUUGUUUUAUUUAAGUAAUGCAGAUUGAUCUACUGUUUGUGUGUGUGUGGUGAGUUGUGCGCAGUAAACUAAACUUGCACAAUGAAUGGUAUUGUAACAUUUUUCCUGUUAUUUUUUUCUUCAGAAAUAUUUUGAAAUGAUGAAAGGUAUUGAUCUUAGCAAAAAUAUCAUUAUAGUAUAUAAAUGUAGUAAAUAUCAAUGGGUAAUGGAAUUGUGAUUUCAUUUCAUAGAAAGUUUUUAUUUUUAUUAAAACCUGUCUCAAAGACUGUAAGACAGGCAACUGUCAAACAUAUAAAAUGCCCAUUAGGUUAAUGAUUCCUUAUAAGUAAAUAUAAGUUUUUUUCUUCUAUUUAAACACCUGAUACUAAAGAAAACAAAAUAGGCAAAAUACAUUUAUUGUGUGUGUGCACUCCAUAACAGAGAUGCUUAGUUUUUCAUGCAGGUUAAUGCAAAGUUUAAAGACAUUUAGAAGGGAUAUAGCUAUUUUAAUAGGUUAGUAAUUUAUGGCUGUUCUAGUAUCUUAAAAAUAGUCAAAUUGUGAGAUUGUCUCAAAGCUUCAAGAUAAAACAUGCAUUAGAUUUCUGCUAAUGUUAUAUUAAGUCUUUAAAGUUUGCUAGUGAAGUCUUUACUUUAUAGAUUUUACAAUGUGCAUUGAAGGUUGUGGUAAAGCCUAUAGUUGCACAGGUUCAAAUCUGUGGUACCAUUUGCUUUUCUUUGAUUAAUAUAAAAUCAGCUUACUGUUUACAUUCAUUCUUUAGAAGCAUAGUCAUGUAAAGUACCAGUAUCUUGUGUUCUGAUUUAUAAUGUAAUGAGAUGAAGUGAUUUUUGUCAUUGUUUGUAUACAGUAAUUUAUGAUGUGUGCUUUAGGUUUAAAAAAGUUUUCAUUGUAUUUGAACUUGGUGAACCAAACAAACACUGUCUGGAUCAUCUCAUCCAAAAAUAUAGCAAGCAAACAAAAUAAUUAUGGAGUCUGGAAAAUGUCCUUGUGUCAAAAUGGUGAGUUUAAAGCAUCAAUGAACAAGUAUUUUUAGUUUUUUCUUUUAAUAUCUGUUAAUUUCAAUCUAAUAGCUCUGCUAUUAUUAUUAUUAGGUUUUUGCUUAAAUGUAAGAAAACACAACAUUUAAAGUUGUGGUUCUGAUAAAAAGUUAGUACACAGGAUCACACACAAAAGGUACAAAGAAUUUCAAAAAAGAUUCAAAAUUUGAGCACUUUCAAAUAGCAGACUAUUCUUCUGAAGAACAAUAGUUUACUAUUCAAAAACGUUUUGGGUCUUUUUUAUUAUUUCUUUAAGUUGUAGUUACAACACUAAAAGUAGUCAUACUGUUAGUCUUUUUUGCAUAUUUUCUUUAUUUGAAAAAUGGAUAUCAUGCAUGUUUAACAAGCAUUUUAAGGAAAUACUAUAGUAUAAGCACUUUUCAAUAUUUCUUGUUAAAGAUGUGAAUUUAACUUAAAAGUUUCUGAGAGUCAAAAUAUUUUUGGUACUUUUCUAAGCUAAAAUCUUUCUUGUAAAAACUGGUUAAGAAAAGGUUUCGAGUAUCUUUUGAAAAGCGUUCUGUUAACAAAUAUUAUUUGGGCUUGCACUACUCAUUUUUAACAAAUUAUGUGCUAAAAUUUAAGAAUUUCUUAAAUGGGACCAGAUAAGAAUAUUUUUCAUAAAUUAAGGUAGCUUUAGCUUCAAGGUCAGUGAAAGAUAUGUUGAUUUACUGGAUUAAUCAAGUUAAAUGUAAGUUGACAUUAUAUGUAAAAAAAAAUGGAAAAAAAUAACAUUUAUGAGAAUGUAAAAUUUUAGGUAUAAAUAGCAGUACUAUAUUAUCAUUAUUUUUUUAUUUACAUGUACUAUAAUUGUUGUGAAAUGCUUGCUACUGUAAUUUUUAAAGGGACUUUGUUAAAUCCCAGAAUGAGUAAAUAAACUUCAGCAAUUGAACUGAUUAGUGAAAAGUUGUGUGUAAAGAGAAAUAUUUAAUAGCAUUUGUAGAUGUAGAAACACUUGGAUUUAUUUGGAGUACUUGUGUUUAUUAAAAGCUGUACUUUGCAGUACACAAGCAAUCGGAUCAAUGCAUUCUUUACAGCAAAGGUGCUACUUCUGUGUGAUGUGAAUGUUAAAAGGGGUGAGGAAAUGUGAUUUGUGCCUUAGAUCACCAUUGCUUAAUGUGCUUUUGUAAAUAAAUAUAUUUAAUUUGUGAUACAUAAUUACUCAAAAUUAGGUGGCUAACAACCAUUAUAACUUACUGAAAUAUUGAAAUAAUGCUAAGGUGUUCUACGUUGUAGUUUACAUGUAUAUUGUGUAUUUAAUACAAACCUUCCA